ACGUUAUAAAAUAGAGACUAAGACACUAGCGCCACCUGUGGCGGCGCCAAAACUUAUCACUCUCUACUAACCCAAUAGCCAAUAAAAUCGAACCCGCCAUUUUCUUUCUCCCACACUGGCUGUAAAUUAGUGAAAUUAAACGAAGCUAAACGUUUUAAUGCCAUUUGCAUUUGUGCAUCUGCGUCAGAAGAAUUGACGAUGGACAAUUAGCUACAAGUCAAUAAAUCUAACAAUAAUAAGUGUAUAAAAACCAAGUAAUUAAAAUUCAAUUUAAUCGCCGAAUAUUUUGGCUGUAAUUACAACCAGAUAAAUUCGUGACUUGACGCUGUAAUUGGUUAAACCACAAACAGCAUUACGAUGGACUCCAUUCCACGUACUCACGAAGAUAUCGAGGCUCAGAUCCGGGAGAUUCAGUCCAAGAAAAAAGAAAUCCAAACUGCAGUGACCGAAAAAGAACAAGUCGGAUUGGGAAAAACGGGAUUUUAUGAUCAAGAUAUUUACGAUGGAACCAACAACAAAUUUGAAGGCUACGUUACAUCUAUUGCGACUAAUGAUGAAGCCGACGAUGAUGAUUAUGAACCAAGUACAUUCAGCUCUAACAAAAGGGCUGGAUACAAUCCACCAGCUGCUUUGCUUAAUGAUAUUGCUCAGAGCGACAGAGAUUAUGAUCCAUUCGCCGAUCGCAAAGUACCAAAAAUAGCAGAUCGUGAAGAUGAAUAUCGUCAGAAACGUCGCCACAUGAUCAUUUCGCCGGAUCGAGUUGAUCCUUUUGCUGAUGGUGGUAAAACUCCAGAUGCUGGUUCACGUACUUACACCGAGAUUAUGAAAGAGCAGAUGGUCAGAGGUGAAGAAUCAGAGAUACGUAAAAAAAUAAUAGAAAAAGCUAAAGAUGGAACACUCAAAGCUACUAAUGGUGAACCCAAACCCGCUCCUAAGAAACGUGGCCGUUGGGAUCAAACUGAUGACACGCCAGCGGCCAAAAAAGUUGCUGGUACUGCAGCAACACCUAAUUCCUGGGAUAACACUGACGUAACACCAGCAGCAAUAAGAUGGGACGAAACCCCAGGCCACGGCAAAGGCGGUGAGACCCCAGGCGCGACCCCAGGAGUCAGCACCAGAAUGUGGGACUCAACCCCCAGCCACGCUACCCCAGGAGCAGUAACUCCCGGCCGCGAGACUCCCUCGCACGACAAAAUACUCUCCAGCCGUCGAAACCGUUGGGACGAGACCCCCAAAACCGAGCGUGAGACCCCGGGCCACAACAGUGGCUGGGCCGAGACCCCCCGAACCGACCGCGUAGCCGGCGAUCUAAUCCAAGAAACCCCAACACCCUCCGCCUCCAAGCGACGUAGCCGUUGGGACGAAACGCCCUCCAACCAAACCCCGGGCUCAAUGACCCCCCAGACCCCAGCGACACCCUUAACGACCCCGCACCAAACCUCCAUAAUGACCCCAAGCGCCGUAACCCCAACCGGGCCCAAAGCCAUGGGCCUCGCCACCCCCACACCGGGCCACCUAAUGUCCCUAACCCCCGAACAACUCCAAGCUUAUCGCUGGGAGCGUGAAAUCGACGAAAGAAACCGCCCCCUAUCCGACGACGAGCUAGACUCACUUUUCCCUCCAGGGUACAAAAUUCUCCAGCCUCCAGCAGGUUAUGUUCCCAUCCGAACCCCCGCUAGGAAGCUAACAGCUACUCCCACGCCAAUGGCAGGAACUCCCCAAGGUUUCUUUAUCCAAACGGAAGACAAAAGCGCUAAAUACGUCGACAACCAGCCUAAAGGCAACCUUCCUUUUAUGAAGCCCGAAGACGCUCAGUACUUCGAUAAACUUCUAGUUGACGUUGAUGAAGAGUCUCUAAGCCCUGAGGAGCAAAAAGAGAGAAAAAUAAUGAAGCUACUGCUUAAAAUCAAAAACGGAACUCCUCCGAUGAGGAAAGCAGCUUUGAGACAAAUUACCGACAAAGCCCGAGAAUUCGGAGCUGGUCCUUUAUUCAACCAAAUUCUGCCCCUAUUAAUGUCCCCUACUUUAGAAGACCAAGAGCGCCAUCUGUUAGUCAAGGUCAUAGAUCGAAUUCUUUACAAACUUGAUGAUCUAGUGCGUCCUUACGUCCACAAAAUUUUGGUAGUGAUAGAACCGCUGCUAAUUGACGAAGACUACUACGCUAGAGUUGAAGGUAGAGAGAUCAUUUCUAACCUUGCUAAAGCCGCAGGAUUAGCGACUAUGAUCUCCACAAUGAGGCCAGACAUAGAUAACAUAGAUGAGUAUGUAAGAAACACAACGGCUAGAGCCUUUGCAGUAGUAGCUUCAGCCCUGGGAAUCCCCUCACUACUCCCCUUCUUAAAAGCCGUCUGCAGGAGCAAGAAAUCCUGGCAGGCUAGGCACACUGGUAUUAAAAUCGUACAGCAGAUUGCUAUCUUAAUGGGGUGUGCAAUUCUCCCUCACUUAAAGAGUUUGGUAGAGAUUAUAGAGCACGGAUUAGUCGAUGAGCAGCAGAAGGUAAGGACGAUUACUGCCUUAGCGAUCGCAGCGCUAGCCGAAGCUGCUACACCUUAUGGUAUAGAAAGCUUUGAUUCGGUGCUGAAACCCUUGUGGAAGGGUAUUAGAACCCAUAGAGGAAAAGGUUUGGCUGCUUUUUUAAAAGCCAUUGGGUACUUGAUUCCCUUAAUGGACGCUGAGUACGCUAAUUACUAUACCAGAGAAGUAAUGUUGAUUUUAAUUAGAGAGUUUCAGUCUCCUGAUGAGGAAAUGAAAAAGAUUGUGCUUAAGGUUGUUAAGCAGUGUUGUGGAACGGACGGAGUUGAAGCUCAGUAUAUAAAAGAUGAAAUUCUCCCGCACUUUUUUAAGCACUUCUGGAACCACCGCAUGGCACUGGACAGAAGGAAUUACCGACAGUUGGUAGAUACUACUGUAGAGAUUGCGAAUAAAGUCGGCGCUUCUGAGAUAAUAAACAGAGUUGUAGAUGAUCUUAAAGAUGAGAAUGAGCAGUAUCGGAAAAUGGUUAUGGAGACUAUAGAGAAAAUUAUGGGGAAUUUAGGAGCUGCUGAUGUAGACUCGAGGUUAGAGGAACAGUUGAUAGAUGGCAUUCUGUACGCGUUCCAGGAACAGACUACAGAGGACGUUGUUAUGCUCAAUGGCUUUGGAACUAUUGUUAAUACUUUGGGAAAGCGUGUUAAGCCUUACCUUCCUCAGAUUUGUGGAACCAUUUUGUGGAGGUUGAAUAACAAGUCCGCUAAAGUGAGACAGCAGGCCGCUGAUUUGAUCUCUAGGAUCGCGGUAGUGAUGAAAACCUGUCAGGAAGAAAAGCUUAUGGGCCAUUUGGGUGUAGUCUUGUAUGAAUAUCUCGGUGAAGAGUACCCAGAGGUUUUGGGUAGCAUUUUAGGAGCGCUUAAGGCUAUAGUUAAUGUCAUUGGAAUGACAAAGAUGACGCCACCGAUUAAAGACUUGUUGCCUAGAUUGACGCCCAUUUUAAAGAACCGACACGAGAAGGUUCAGGAGAAUUGUAUUGAUUUGGUGGGAAGGAUAGCUGACCGCGGGCCGGAGUAUGUUUCUGCUAGAGAAUGGAUGCGAAUUUGUUUCGAGCUUCUAGAAUUGUUAAAAGCACACAAAAAAGCAAUCCGCCGGGCGACUGUUAACACUUUUGGGUACAUUGCUAAGGCAAUUGGUCCACAUGAUGUUUUAGCGACAUUGUUGAACAAUUUGAAGGUUCAGGAGCGACAGAACAGAGUUUGCACCACUGUUGCUAUUGCAAUUGUCGCGGAAACUUGCAGUCCGUUCACGGUCCUUCCGGCGCUGAUGAACGAGUAUCGGGUUCCGGAACUAAAUGUCCAAAAUGGAGUGCUUAAGUCGCUCUCGUUUUUAUUUGAGUACAUUGGGGAGAUGGGCAAGGAUUACAUCUACGCGGUAAGUCCGCUGUUGGAAGACGCAUUAAUGGACCGGGAUUUGGUUCAUAGGCAGACCGCUUGCGCUGCUAUCAAACACAUGGCGCUUGGAGUUUAUGGCUUUGGGUGCGAAGAUGCGCUGAUUCAUUUGUUGAACCACGUUUGGCCGAAUGUAUUUGAAACUUCGCCGCAUUUGGUUCAGGCUUUCAUGGAUGCUGUGGAUGGACUUAGGGUGGCGCUGGGACCUAUCAAGAUUCUUCAGUACACCCUUCAGGGAUUGUUUCAUCCUGCUAGGAAGGUUAGGGAUGUUUAUUGGAAGAUUUAUAACUCGCUUUAUAUUGGUGGGCAAGACGCACUUGUGGCGGGGUAUCCGAGGAUCAUGAAUGAUCCGAAGAAUCAAUAUAUUCGAUAUGAGCUUGAUUAUGUCUUGUGAAUU
This is a messenger RNA of Cotesia glomerata, 4314 nucleotides long. RefSeq names its product splicing factor 3B subunit 1-like (gene Sf3b1). Gene Ontology annotation, biological process: spliceosomal complex assembly. Gene Ontology annotation, cellular component: U2-type prespliceosome; catalytic step 2 spliceosome; U12-type spliceosomal complex. NCBI's taxonomy places the organism in Eukaryota, Metazoa, Arthropoda, Insecta, Hymenoptera, Braconidae. The transcript is spliced from 6 exons. Gene Ontology annotation, molecular function: mRNA binding. The coding region runs from base 358 to 4311 and encodes 1317 amino acids. The record is from RefSeq and is a predicted model, not a curated record.